AGUUCUGAGGAGGCGGAGGGGAACUCUGCCCUGAUGUCUCAUGCACAUUUCGGUUCCACAAUGGACAGGAUUUAUAUAGGACGUGGUGAGUAAGUCACAGCAAAAGAAGAAGAAGCACAUCAUCAUCAUCUUUUCACUGACAGCAUCAUGAAGACUUUCUGCUUCACUCUGGGGCUUCUGCUGCUCACCGUCUGCUGCUGCAACGCCAUGCCUAAAGCCCUGCAGUUCAAUUUAGCCCCAGGAAACUGCUGCUUCAACUUUUACCCACGCAGUUUACCAUUAAAGCGUGUAUCCAACAUUACCAAGACCCACAGCUCCUGUCUAAAGCAGGCCUUCAUAGUCCAGACUAUCAAAGGAAGACAGAUAUGUUACAGUGGAACUUUCCAGUGGGCCCUGGACGUCUACAAUCAGUUCAACACUGAGGGCAGCAGUCAGCAGCACUGAACAUGUGUUACUUGAUGUAUACUUGAAAUGAAUGAGAGACGUCUGUAAAUCUUUUUUUGGAGGUAAAUCAACUUUCCAGUUGGAACACUUGAAUCGCCCUUCUUUAAAUCAUUGUUGUGAAAUGCGCUAAUAGCCGAAUUUAGAGAUAUUUUAAGGAAAACCGAAGUGUGCAUGCUCUAUGGGCUCCAUGGAAUGCGGAAGAACGCCGGAAGAUCCGGAUAAUUUUAUACAAAAAAAUCGAGCCAUUUUAGCUUCAAGCACCACUGAGCAACUUUCAUAGGAAUGGAAUGAAGACAGAUAACAGAUUAAACUCAAGUGCAUCACUCUAAAGUUUUGUAUGUUAUCUCUUUCUCUGAUCUAAAAGCUGUGUUAAUUGUUGAUCUAAUAAACAAAAU
Molecule: messenger RNA, 839 nt
Organism: Cottoperca gobio
Lineage: Eukaryota; Metazoa; Chordata; Actinopteri; Perciformes; Bovichtidae
Product: C-C motif chemokine 3-like
Exons: 3
Coding region: 148-444 (98 amino acids)
Biological process (GO): immune response
Cellular component (GO): extracellular region
Molecular function (GO): chemokine activity
Source: RefSeq, a predicted model, not a curated record